GAAAGGUUGCUGCGGUGAGGAGAUCAAGUUUGAUCAUGGGAAUGAAGUGCUGAGGGAUGCCGGAGACCUCACCAAAGGCCAGGAGCGGUCAAAGAUUGAAGUAGAACUCAGUGGGGGAGGUGGAGAGAAACUGGCUUGACGGCCGUAGACUUUAUUGGUGUCAGAGCUUCGGCAGCCAUGGCGGUUGGAUUUGGGGACCCCACCAGCGGCUUCCGCUACACUGAGGUAAUUCGGCUUAUCAACAAUGAAAUUUUAAUGAAUGGUGGUGGCCAAGAUUUCUACUUGACCUUCCGCUCGCGGUCCUGGAAUGAGAUAGAGGACGGCCUUCAUAACAUCUUGAGUGACCCGCACAUGCCACGCAACCACAAGAAGGCCUGCGCCUGGAGUGCGCUGGCCUUGGCGGUGCGGGUGGUUGCGAGACAGCGAGAGCAACACAUACGACAAGUCAGGCGGCUGAAGGAACAGCUGAGAGGCCGUGAGGCACUCUCUUGGGCUUUGGCUUCGGAGCUGCAGCAAGUGCGUCAGCAGCGAGACCAGGCGACCACACAGUUGCAGCUCGCAAGGUCUGCCCUGCAUCAGGCACAGAGUGAAUGUGAUAUGCUCCGGAUGAGGCUAUUCCAAUCUGAGAGGUGUGCACAGGUUGCCCUGCUAGCACAAGAUAUAGUGCCUGAGCCACGAGGUGAGCAGUUUGGGGCUGCAGCAUGGCCCCUAAAUGCAGAGCAACAAAGAGAUGUGUGGGCCGUAGGAGAGCAUGACAGGUCGCUUUUUGAAACCCCAGUGCCAGCCCCAAACAAUACUAUUUACAUGCCAGAUUUCUGGGCCCCGAUUAUGCCACCGCCUCAUCCUGUCCUAGUGCCUCAGUUUCUCCCACUCCAGGCACCAUUGCCAAUGGGAUUACCACCCUUGCUGCUUCCAACACCUGCAGUGGUCACAGAAACAGGGACUGGAGGCCCAUUUCAGAGGCCUCCUGUGGGGAUAUACCCACCUAUCCAAUCUGCUAUAGGGGGUUUCCAGGAGGAGAUGGUACCACUGUGGGACCAGAGUUGCUACAGCCAGGUGGAAGGCCCUGUGAUGCUACAAGGAUCAGUCCUCCAAGGGGACAGAAGCCUCAGCCAGGAAGAUCUGCAGAGACCUCAGGGAAUGCCUCUCCUUGAGGAAAGGGGAAACAGUGGACAAGAGGAAGAUCAACAGAGGCCUCUGGGAAUGAUACCCCUGGGGGACGGAAGGAACCAUAACCAGGAAGAAGGUCUACUGUGGCCCCAGGGAAUGUAUUUCCUUGGGGAAAACCAGCAAUAUAGCCAAGAACAAGAUCAAGAGAGACCUCAGGGGACGGCUUCCCUGGGGGACAGCAGAAAGUACAGCCAGGAAGAUCAUCAAGAGGGAGCCCAGGGUAAGGCACCCCCAGGUUUCAGAGGUAUUCACAGCCAGGCGGAAAAUGUGGAGAAGGCUGAGCUGUGCACAACAUAUCUAGGCAUCAGCAGGAGCCACAGCAAGGCAAAAGGUACAAAAUGCAUUAAAUCCAUGACAUCUCCAGGGACCAGAAGUCCAAUCCAAGAAUGUGUAGAAAAAGCUCAGGUUGUGAUAUCCACAGAGUUAAGUGGAAUCCAGGAAGAAGAUCAAGACAGACCCCAGUGCAUGAUACUCCCAUCGUUGAGAAGUCACAAGCAGGAAGAAAAUGUGGAGAGAACCAAGGACACUGCUAGGUGGAAGAGUUGGAGUCAAGCUGUGAAAGAAAGCCCCAAGAAACAGCAGCCUCAGCAGCAGAAAGUCAAGGAAACAAAAGAGAAAAAAGCCCUGGAAUCCCAACAACAGAAAAAGUCUGUUUCAUGCUAUAGUCCAGUGAAUUGGGUCUGUGCAUGGUGUAAAGUGAUGAAUUUUCCAUGGCACAUGGCCUGCUAUAAGUGCAAGAAGGUCCGUAGGCCGGAGGAGACUGGAGAUGUUGACCCAGGACAAACUCACUAAUUUCAGCAAGGUGGUGGAUUCUUGAUGGCUGUUACUAACGUGGAUACCCUGGAGAAGCUGAAGUCAUGAAGCCUUUCCCCUCACCCCUUUCUGCUUUGUUCUUUCCUAAAAACAUGCAUGUGAUUGGUAGCAGCCAUAUGCUUUUACAGUUGUAAGCUACAUUGAAUUUUAGAAACACCA
Messenger RNA from Chinchilla lanigera (long-tailed chinchilla), 2142 nucleotides. RefSeq lists its product as uncharacterized. The record is from RefSeq and is a predicted model, not a curated record. The transcript has 2 exons. Bases 178 to 1962 code for a protein of 594 amino acids. Lineage: Eukaryota; Metazoa; Chordata; Mammalia; Rodentia; Chinchillidae.